Molecule: messenger RNA, 1243 nt
Organism: Spinacia oleracea (spinach)
Lineage: Eukaryota; Viridiplantae; Streptophyta; Magnoliopsida; Caryophyllales; Amaranthaceae
Product: DNA topoisomerase 1 beta-like
Exons: 6
Coding region: 835-1125 (96 amino acids)
Biological process (GO): DNA replication; DNA topological change; chromosome segregation
Cellular component (GO): nucleolus; chromosome
Molecular function (GO): DNA binding; DNA topoisomerase type I (single strand cut, ATP-independent) activity
Source: RefSeq, a predicted model, not a curated record
GUGAUAAUUAUAAUUUCAUCGUUUGUCGCUAAUAAUUUGGUGAGUAUACAUUGGUGAGUAUAAAAAACAUGAGUAAUGUAAAUCGCAUGCCCCCAUUAAAAACAAAAUAUCAUUCACCAGCAAAUGUAAAUUGCUUGAUUAGCUUUUACUUGAUUAAAAGUAAUUACUUCAGAUUUUAUUGAUUAAAAGCAUGUAAAAAUGUAAAUCUACAUCUCACUACUACAUAAACGAGCAAAUGCAACAGUUCAAUGCAACGGUUCAGCAUAAUGCAACGGCCUAUUUCAACAGUCCAGGCUAAUGCAACAGUCUUUUGCAACGCUUUGGGCUAAUGCAACGAAUUUUAUAGUCUAAUGCAACGGUAAAAGCUAUUGCAACGAUUUUCAGCAACGACUAAUUAUUGGCCGUUGCAUUAGGCGUUCAAAUGCAACAACAAUUUUCGAAAUUGCAACGACAACUGUUGUAACAAAUAUUUUAAUAGCUAGUUAAGUAGUUAGGUUAGAGUGACGUACUUCGUAAAAUGUAAUGAGACCUUACUACUGUAGCAUUUUCUCUCUUUUUCUUCUCAAAACCCUAUUUUCCGAAAUCUCUUUCAAACCCCAACCCAGUUCUUGGUCGCGCGCCGCUCUAGUUCAAGGCCCAACAAUUUCCCAGAAUUAUUCCAGUCUACCACUCCAGUUCUUGAUGCUCGUCUUUGUUCAUUCAUUUUCAUGACAAGGUUAAAGACGAUUGCUGAUUACGGCUAACCCUAGAAACUUCAAUUGAAACUCAAAUUUCAAAAAUUACGAGGAAAAGAAGGAAGUAAAAGAAGAAAAAUUGAAACUCGAAGAGAAGUAUAUGUGGGCUAUCGUUGAUGGUGUCAAAGAAAAGGUGGGUAACUUUAGAGUUGAGCCUCCUGGAUUGUUUAGGGGCCGCGGCGAGCAUCCCAAGAUGGGGAAACUCAAAAAGCGUAUAUAUCCAAGAGACAUUCCAAUAAAUAUAGGAAAGGACGCUCCGAUUCAAGAGUGUCCUAUCCCUGGCCAGAGGUACAUGGUGCUGAGGUGGGAAAAUGAUAUGAUUAUUGAAAUGACAUUCUUUGUAGAGGAUCAGACUCACAACUCGGAAAGUUGCCCGGUUAGGAAUAUGUAAGAAUAUGUUAUAGGUUGGAAUUCUUUUGAUCAAGCUUUAUGCUCAAGAUCGAACAAUAAUGUAAAUUUACUAUAUAUUAUUUUUAAUGCAAGAAGAAUUUUAUUAUAAUUCAAUUUCA